AUGUCAAUUCAAUUCAACAGUCGUUUCCAUUUCCAAACCACAUCAUCACCACCGUCACCAUCACCCAACACCGACAACCUCCUCAUUGGUAUGAUAUCUAGCAGCAGCAACAUAAAUCUUGUAGAAACAGUUUUGGGAAACGGAUAUUCUCUCGCAAGACAGGAAAAUAUUUACAAUGGAACUUAUAAAGCAAUGUUUCGUGUGUUGGACGCGUGUGAUGGCAUGGCGAGUAUGAGGGAGACGCUCAACCUCAUUCAAAACGAUUCCGUGAAUGUCAUCUUCGGAGCUCUUUGUUCAGCUAAUUGCAUUGCCACAGCCCAAGCUGCUAACUACUGGAACAUUCCAUACUUCCCUUUGAACUGCUUCGAUCCGAGCCUCGAUGAUUCCAAUCUCUAUUCGACAAUUGUUCGAUUCUUUGGCUCUCUGACAUCAUUUGGCGCAUCGUUUGCAGCAUAUUUCAAAAGGUAUCAGUGGGAAAACGUCGCCAUCAUGAUAGAAAGUGAAGCAGACUUUUGCGAUUCCGCUCUUAAUGCCAUUCAAUCUUCAUUGAGAGGAGACAUGGUGACGGUGGCUGAAAUCGUGCAAUUGCCAGCUGACAUCAGCUCUUUGGAUGCUUCGGUUUUUUUAAAAAUUCGUCGCUCAGCUCGAAUAAUUAUCGUCUGCCAUUCCAAGCCUGCUGCCCUGAGACAGAUUAUAUUUUUCGCACAGGAUCUUGGAAUGACUGAUCCAAGUCAAUAUGUCUGGAUCACUUUCUAUAACAUCUACUUAGGACUUCCAUUUGAUGUUCUGCUCCAACCAUGGUCAGCCACAAACAACAACAACCAACCUGACGAUGACCAUAGGAGGAAAGCCUUUCUCGCCCUCAAAAUUAUAACGUACAAAAACAUGACAAAUAUUUCCAACAUUGCUGAUGACGCUACUCAAUCACUGGAUGACAUAUUCUACCUCUACCUGGUGCUCAGGAAUCAAACGUUGAGUUCAAACAAGGAUCCAGAGAGCGGAUCCAACAUUCUCAACUCUGCGAAAUCAAAUGAAAUUAUUGAUAAAAGCGAGACCUUGAAAUUCAAUCCGGAUGGUGACCGACUGAUGAACUUUUACGUUUGGUCGCUGGCUCCUGGAGCUACCACAUUCGGUCCCUACAUGGAAAUCAACCUGACUAACGAAAGUACAUAUUCGGUGGGUACAGUGAUUGUUGUAAGCGGGGGUCUCUUUGCAAUUAAAUCUGGUCAAUGCAAUAGCGGUGCCAGGCACUUUGCCGCUACACUAUCGCGCUGA
Molecule: messenger RNA, 1275 nt
Organism: Helobdella robusta
Lineage: Eukaryota; Metazoa; Annelida; Clitellata; Rhynchobdellida; Glossiphoniidae
Exons: 10
Coding region: 1-1275 (424 amino acids)
Source: RefSeq, a predicted model, not a curated record